Messenger RNA from Hyla sarda, 2086 nucleotides. Its product is annotated as catalase-like. NCBI's taxonomy places the organism in Eukaryota, Metazoa, Chordata, Amphibia, Anura, Hylidae. The coding region runs from base 319 to 1704 and encodes 461 amino acids. The transcript has 13 exons. Gene Ontology annotation, cellular component: peroxisome; mitochondrion; cytoplasm. The record is from RefSeq and is a predicted model, not a curated record. Gene Ontology annotation, molecular function: catalase activity; heme binding. Gene Ontology annotation, biological process: response to hydrogen peroxide; hydrogen peroxide catabolic process.
GUGGCCACGCAUACUGGGAGCUCUAGUUGUGUAACGCACGCCGAGCUAUAGAAUACAGAGCACUGGUGUAUCGCAACUGGAAGGGUUAAUUUCUGAUCGAAAUUGGCUUUGUACGGCAGGGGUUAAUAGUUUACGGGCCAUAGCGUGUGGGAGCGGCGAGGAAUAAAACCUUUGUUUUCCUAAAGUAAAUACAUCGAGUGAAAGAAGGCUCCUGUCCUCACCACUGGGGCAGGCCAUCCAACAGGGGACAAGCUGAAUACCUUAACCGUGGGUGGUCGGGGGCCACUGCUGGUCCAGGACAAUGUAUUUAUCGAUGAGAUGGCUCAUUUUGACCGGGAAAGGAUCCCUGAAAGAGUAGUGCAUGCUAAAGGAGCAGGAGCAUUUGGGUAUUUUGAAGUCACCCAUGACAUCACCCAAUAUACGAAAGCCAAAGUGUUUGACAGAAUUGGGAAGAAAACAGAAAUCGGCGUCAGGUUUUCCACUGUAGCUGGAGAAGCAGGUUCGGCUGAUACUGUCCGUGACCCUCGAGGGUUUGCAGUCAAGUUCUACACAGAAGAAGGAAUUUGGGAUCUUGUCGGCAACAACACCCCAAUAUUCUUCAUUCGGGACGCCAUUCUGUUUCCGUCCUUUAUACACAGUCAGAAAAGGAACCCGCAGACACAUCUGAAGGACCCUGAUAUGGUGUGGGACUUCUGGAGCCUGCGACCAGAGUCCCUGCAUCAGGUGACACUUCUGUUCAGCGAUCGCGGCAUCCCUAAUGGGUUCAGGUUUAUGAACGGGUACGGGUCUCACACCUUCAAACUGGUGAACGCCAAAAACGAAGCCGUGUAUUGUAAAUUCCAUUAUAAGACUGAUCAAGGCAUCAAGAAUCUAUCGGUAGAAGAAGCGGACAGGUUGGUGGUACAAGACCCCGAUUAUGCUAUCCGAGACCUAUUCCAGGCCAUUGCUAAGAAAGACUUUCCAUCAUGGACCAUGUACAUCCAGGUCAUGACGUUCCAGCAGGCCGAAGAAUGUUCCUUCAAUCCAUUUGACCUCACCAAGGUCUGGCCUCACAGCGAGUACCCCCUCAUCCCUGUGGGUAAACUGGUGCUUAACAGGAACCCCGAGAAUUACUUUGCAGAAGUGGAGCAGAUUGCCUUCGACCCCAGCAACAUGCCACCUGGGAUUGAGCCGAGCCCCGAUAAAAUGCUGCAGGGACGUCUCUUCUCCUACCCAGAUACCCACAGGCAUCGUCUUGGUACAAAUUAUUUGCACCUACCGGUGAACUGCCCUCGGAAGAUGGCCGCCGUCUCCAACUAUCAGCAGGAUGGUCCUAUGUGCAUCUUCAGUACUCCAAGUAAUGUCCCGAAUUAUUUCCCGAACAGCUUCACUUCUCCUCAGCACGAUCAAAAGUGCAAGGAAAGUGCGUUCUCCAUCUCGGGAUACGGAGACGUUGACCGCCAUGAUAGCAGCGCCGAAGACAACGUAUCUCAGGUGAGAGUCUUCUACAAGAAAACGCUAAAUAAAGAAGAACGGCAGAGACUGUGUGAAAACAUCGCCAUGCACCUGAAGGACGCUCAGAUCUUCAUCCAAGAAAGAGCAGUGAAAAAUUUCCGAGAGGUCCAUCCAGGCUUUGGUAAUCGUAUUCAAACUCUGCUGGACAAGCACAACCAGGCCUGUGGCAAGAAGGAACCGCUACAUAAUUACACUCGAUGCUCGUCCUGAAAGCGCAAAGAGACUGUGAAGAUUGUCCUAGGAUGAAAACUGGAAUCUCUCGACAUGACAAACAUAUGUUCUACUACGGGGAAUCUUUUCUGCUAUUCAACCAAAGAUGACUUCAUUUCCGCUAUUGUACAACACGUCCCAGGCUGCCGAUGCAGCCGCAGCUUCUUUUACUGGAUUUAAAUGGAAGAAUAAUUUUUAUUUCUUUAUUAUGAUUACAUUUCUUUUUUAUGCUUCUUUUUAUAUGCUCAAUGUAGAAAUGCAAGUUAUUUCCAUUAUCCUAGUAUGCGGUGUCUGUUAUAUCUAUAUAUGAGGUAUAUAUUGCUGUGACCUGUAUAUUUUACCAAUAAAUGUAGAGAUGUAGCAGAGCAGCUAAAUUCGCUAU